Messenger RNA from Rattus norvegicus (Norway rat), 2767 nucleotides. It is a transcript of the gene Blk, whose product is annotated as BLK proto-oncogene, Src family tyrosine kinase. Gene Ontology annotation, molecular function: non-membrane spanning protein tyrosine kinase activity; ATP binding; protein tyrosine kinase activity. Gene Ontology annotation, cellular component: plasma membrane; postsynaptic specialization, intracellular component; cytosol. NCBI's taxonomy places the organism in Eukaryota, Metazoa, Chordata, Mammalia, Rodentia, Muridae. Gene Ontology annotation, biological process: positive regulation of insulin secretion; B cell receptor signaling pathway. The record is from RefSeq and is a predicted model, not a curated record.
UGGGGUACCAGAGGGGCAAUAUGACCAGCAUGGCUGAACGUCAGGUGCCCACGGAACUUCCUCAAGAGGAUCUCUGGGGCUGAGGAGCCAGAAUUCUCCAGAAGGCUUGGCUGGAGGGUGGAGCUCACGUUGAACUGCUUCUUGGGGCUUUUGAUGGAAGUCUGAUCACAACGGGGGCACACACACCUCUGAAUGCUGUUAGCAGGAAGCCACAAGCCACUGAAGCUGACUGAGAUGAGAAGAAUCCAUCUGGGGAUGGGAUUGGUUUGUCGUAACUGGGUCCAGAGCUUCUGGUUGCUGCUAGAAGAUUCUUCAACCACAUGCACCCUGGGAUCUGAACAGCUAUGUUGAAAGGCUACUGAAGCCCUGCAAGAGGCUGAGAGUCGGGAGCCAGGUGAUGAGCUCUUGCUGUGCUCGCUCAUAUAAGACCUCAAGCUGUGACCUACGACCUUUGGCUGAAGAAGUUUCUACCCCCAAGAGACUCUGGCGCCAGCUUUCCUGGGGACGUGAUUCUGCUGAGUCUGCUUCUAUGCCCUGUGGGCUACUCAGGCUAUUCCUGAGGAUGGGGCUACUGAGCAGCAAGAGGCAGAUCAGCGAGAAGAGCAAGAGCUGGAGCCCUGUGAAGGCCCGCGCCCAGGGCAAGGUACCCCCGCCCCUGCCACCCCUGGUUGUCUUCAACCACCUCCCUCCUCCAUCUCCUAACCAGCACCCAGAUGAAGAGGAGCGUUUUGUGGUGGCCCUGUUUGACUAUGCCGCUGUGAAUGACAGGGACCUGCAAGUGCUAAAGGGAGAGAAGCUCCAAGUCUUGAAGAGCACUGGAGACUGGUGGUUGGCCAGGUCACUCGUCACAGGAAGAGAAGGCUAUGUGCCCAGCAACUUUGUGGCCCCAGUAGAGACCCUGGAAGUAGAAAAAUGGUUCUUCAGGACCAUUAGCCGGAAGGAUGCUGAGAGGCAGUUGCUGGCUCCAAUGAACAAAGCCGGCUCCUUUCUCAUCAGAGAGAGUGAGAGCAAUAAAGGUGCCUUUUCCCUAUCUGUGAAAGACGUCACCAGCCAGGGGGAGAUGGUCAAGCACUAUAAGAUCCGCUCACUGGACAAUGGAGGCUAUUACAUCUCGCCCCGGAUCACCUUCCCCACCCUCCAGGCCCUGGUGCAGCACUAUUCUGAGAAAGGGGACGGUUUGUGUCAGAAGUUGACCCUGCCCUGUGUGAACCCAGCCCCGAAGAAUCCCUGGGCCCAAGACGAAUGGGAAAUCCCCAGGCAGUCCCUCAAGUUGGUCCGGAAACUUGGGUCUGGGCAGUUUGGUGAAGUCUGGAUGGGUUAUUACAAAAAUAACAUGAAGGUGGCAAUCAAGACCCUGAAGGAGGGAACCAUGUCUCCGGAAGCUUUCCUGGGUGAGGCCAACGUGAUGAAAACCCUGCAGCAUGAGAGGCUGGUCCGUCUCUACGCCGUGGUCACCAGAGAGCCCAUCUACAUUGUCACGGAAUACAUGGCCAGAGGAUGCUUGCUGGAUUUUCUGAAGACCGAUGAAGGUAGCAGAUUGUCCCUUCCAAGGCUGAUUGACAUGUCAGCCCAGGUUGCAGAAGGGAUGGCUUACAUAGAGCGCAUGAAUUCCAUCCACCGUGACCUGCGGGCAGCCAACAUCCUGGUGUCUGAGACCUUGUGCUGCAAAAUCGCUGACUUCGGCUUGGCCAGGAUCAUCGACAGUGAAUAUACUGCCCAAGAGGGGGCCAAGUUCCCCAUCAAGUGGACUGCCCCAGAAGCCAUCCACUUCGGGGUGUUUACCAUCAAGGCUGAUGUGUGGUCCUUUGGAGUCUUGCUGAUGGAGAUUGUCACAUAUGGGCGUGUUCCCUACCCAGGAAUGAGCAACCCUGAGGUCAUCCGUAGCCUGGAGCAUGGCUACCGAAUGCCAUGCCCAGAGACAUGUCCGCCUGAGUUGUACCAUGACGUCAUCACUGAGUGCUGGCGAGGCCGACCUGAGGAGCGGCCUACCUUUGAGUUCCUGCAGUCAGUGCUGGAGGACUUCUACACAGCCACGGAGGGCCAAUAUGAGCUGCAGCCUUAGCAGCAAAUAGGCUCUUCAGUGUUCCCUGCCUGAGUCUCCUUCCUGCUGGACUCUUGACUUUGAGUUAAUAUGUUCCCAUUUAACUAGCUCUUCUUUCAGACUAGGUAGGCUGCAGAGUCGGGGUGGAAUGGCGGGCCUGCUUCUCAAAUGAGGGAGCCAGGAGACAAGGGUGGCUUCGUGGUGGGGCAUGGACUCUCAAGGUACAACCUUGGUCCACUCUUGCCUUGGCCCACCCUUCCCUGGCUGUGUGCCUUUGGGCAAGUUACUUAGCUGCUCUGUGCCCUCCAUUCCUUGAAUGUAACACAAAGAAGGAUUGGGUUAGAACUUACCUCCGGGGGUUGGGGAUUUAGCUCAGUGGUAGAGCGCUUGCCUAGCAAGCGCAAGGCCCUGGGUUCGGUCCCCAGCUUCGGGGAAAAAAAAAAAAAAAAAAAAAAAAAAGAACUUACCUCCAGUUGCGUUCAGACCCAGGAUGAUUCCGAGAGCGGGUCUGGCAGGUUAGCAAAGGACAGUGUAUGAAGCCCUCAUAACCCAGAAGGCAGCUAGUGGCUGGCGAUCGAUCAGAGAGUUCCCAUUUCUCUCACCUUGAAAGACUCGACAGCAGGUGCCUCCCUGUCUGCUGCUCCAGGUAGCCCUGGCUGUAUGACACCCCCACCCCCACGCCCGCACACUUUGGGACUUUUCUAUAAUAAAGUCAUGAGAGUUUUA